AUCCAUGAAACCUCCCCUAGCAUCCCUGGUCUUAUUAUCUUAGUACGAUUAAGCCACACAUACCCCCUGCCACUAUCUGAGGGCCUCGAGCAAACAACCUAAUCUGUAUUUUGCACAGCCCCCAUCCGUGUAGCACAAUACAUAUAUUAUCAGGCUCUGGAUACCUUCAAACUCCUCAUCUCCCUUGCCUUCCAUACACCGAUUAUCGCCAUGUCCCCCCCUCGUACUCUCCGCGAAUACACGACAGAGCCAGCUGUUCUUUUUAAACUUCCUGACGAGAAGCUUCUUAGGCUUAUUCGCGAUGAAUUCGAAGAUGAGCUCUGCCGGUUGAAGAGUGCGUACUCCGUCGGCGGUAGAAGGGAAGUCAACCUACUCCCGAACUCGCCAUCUGCGAUUUUAUACGGAGAAGACUAUGAUGAAGUCAAUCGUACGCUUGUUGGGGUGUUAACCUUGAAAUGGAUUUACAAUGGAGAAUACGAUACCCUUGUUGCAAAUCAAGCUGAAGCUCUUAAACUUUCUCGCCAAUCGUUCGAAUGGAUACAUAACUUCUAUGCUGAUUCAAUUGCGAAUCCGAAUGAGUUAUACGCUCUCAUUACUUCCAUAGUGGUGAAUGAUAUAGGAAAGGAUGAACAGCUCGCCUCCGAUUACCAAAAGAAAACCGGAGAGAAUAUCGCCUCCAUGAAUCAUGAUAUGAUCCUCCUUAAGGCGGUUGAAGCUGGCGUCUUGCGUUGCUUAGAUCGUCUUUCUGGAGAAGACAGGGCUGAUAUUAUCCGCGGCAUGGAAUUGGGUGCAGAAUUUAACUUUGGGCAACUUGCCCAGGCGGAGAACGCACCAGCUUGCCUGAUUAGUCUUGAGAAGAUGAAGGGCCACGCCCGUAGCUUUCGACUCCGAUUUCAGGAGCAGCUGCUCGAUAUUGCGGGCGCAGCGGGCCACCUGGAUUGGACUUGCGCAAAGAAACUAACCCAAUCCAAUUUCGAUGCUUACCAUACUGUAUACGACGUUGGAAUGGGUAUAAUCGAGGGUGGUUUAAGUCUACGCGCGGGAUACGAUAUGGUUUUAGCGCGUCGCCUAAACUUACUUCAUGAGAAGGGCUUUCGGCUGCUUGAUCUCAAUGUUGAAGAUGAUCGUGCUUUCGCUAGGCUCUUAUGUAUGAGCAGUGUUGCUGACCUGGCGACUGCUGAAUUAUACAGCCAAGUAUGGUCGUCCCUUGAGGGGCAGGUCAGGAAAUCUUUGCGAGAGCAUCUCAACAUCGACGGCUCUAUAUCUCAGCCAGCAGUUCAAGUCACGUAUAUACCGGCACUUAUCACCCAAGCGGUUGAUAUUAGUGGCCCUUCGACCCCUGAGGAGAAGGGACGUGCGUUACGAAGUGCGCUCCACUACCUAUGCAGAGUUAUGUCUGCUCCUGAUAAGCCUGAUGGCCCGGUGAGUGUUAUCGAACGGAAUGUACUAUCUAUCAUAAAAGGGGUCGUUCAAAGUCCGCAAUUUCGUGAGGACCCUACUAUCUUAGAGACUGCCCCCAUACCCGAAAGCCUCGCAGCGAUGACGGAAUUACACGGACAAUAGUGGGGAGAUAAUGUGUUUCUGAUUAGAUGCUGCACGAGAAACGGUUGGCUUUACGGCGUUAUUCGGCUUGGGGUGACGUAGAUAUGGAGGAGAUGAUAUCGCUAUGAAGUAACGGACUGAUUACACUUUAUGCCAUUACGACUCCCACGAGUUGAAUAUCCCGUUUAGAUCUAGUAUAACUUAUCAUGAAAUUUAAAUAUAAACUUGCGGGUUUUCUAGUGUUGACUAUUACAG
Molecule: messenger RNA, 1797 nt
Organism: Daldinia loculata
Lineage: Eukaryota; Fungi; Ascomycota; Sordariomycetes; Xylariales; Hypoxylaceae
Exons: 1
Coding region: 211-1563 (450 amino acids)
Source: RefSeq, a predicted model, not a curated record